AUGCUGGCAAAUAAAGAGGCUCAUAUUGACAAGAUUCGCUCUUUGUUCUCUCAGCUUGGUGCCGACAAAACAGGCGUCAUCACUUAUGCCAUGUUUGAAGAGGGGAUCAAUUCGCCUGCCACCUGCGAAUACUUCGAAUCUUUGGGCUUGGAUGUGUGGGACGCCUGGUCGUUCUUCAAGUUGUUGGACUUGGACAAGGGUGGCGCCGUGGAGAUUGAGGAAUUCUUCAAGGGCUGCUUGAGACUCCGAGGUCAAGCCCGUGGAGUGGAUGUAGGAAAGAUCCUUCAUGACCAGACUUGGCUUAUCAAGAACACGGGUCACUUCCAGGCUUACAUGGAGGUGAAGAUGAAGCAGCUUACCGAAAUGACCAGGAGAAGCAGGCCGACAAUUCAGCAAUAA
Molecule: messenger RNA, 399 nt
Organism: Durusdinium trenchii
Lineage: Eukaryota; Dinophyceae; Suessiales; Symbiodiniaceae
Source: the annotation of a GenBank genome assembly